Trichoderma asperellum CBS 433.97 is the source of this 1397-nucleotide messenger RNA. RefSeq lists its product as uncharacterized. Gene Ontology annotation, biological process: transport. Lineage: Eukaryota; Fungi; Ascomycota; Sordariomycetes; Hypocreales; Hypocreaceae. The record is from RefSeq and is a predicted model, not a curated record.
GCAUGGUUUAAGCUGCAUGGCUAGCUAUAAUCCUUGCCAAAGCCGUUCCGACUCUAGGAGGAGCUUGCGUGCUGUACAGUCGGAAUUACAUAUAAGUAUAGCUAUGCUGCCAAAUACUGGAGACCUCGUCGUGCUGUGAGGCAAGAGGAAAAGAGACUAGGAGAAUAGAGCAACAGCAAGCUUCUCUCAGUUUCAGGCAUCUAUAGCCGACAAUGCAGUUGCAUUCUCUUGCGUUGGCCUCUCUUCUAGCGUCUAGUCAGGCCCUGGACACCGUCCAAUAUGGCGCAUUCUUAGCUACAGCCACCUAUUCCGUGGCCAACCAGCUGGGCUUCUUCACUGAGAAUGGCCUCAAUGUUAUUUACAAUCAGGUCGCCAAUAGCUCGGCUGCUUUUGCGUCCAUCCUCAACGGCGAAUACGACAUUCUGACCGCAACGGUUGACAAUGCGCUCAACUACCGCUUCAACCAGAACCAGAACGUCACGGUGAUAGGCCAAUUGGAUCAGGGCCCGGAUCUUGUCCUCGCGUCAAUUCCUUCCAUCACCAGCGUCGAGCAGCUCAAGGGCAAGUCCAUUAUUGUCGAUUCGCCCGUCAGCGGCUAUGCGUAUCUGCUCCAGGAUGUUCUGGCAGCCAAUGGAUUGUCGCUUGCUAACAAUGACUAUUACUUUAUGACUGUCGGUGGAACUCCCCAGAGAUACUCGGCUCUAGUCAACGAAGUCCUUCCCAACGGCACCGCUGUGUAUGCCACGAUCCUCACGUAUCCUUUCACCGUUGAAAGUGAAGCUCUACCAAGCGGAGAAGCUCCUAACAUCCUCGCUCGUAUAUCUGAUGUCGUCGCUCCCGUCACCUCGAGCGCCUUCACCAUUCGCGAGUCCUCGUUGAGCAGCACGGUCGAAACCGCCAUCUUGACCAGAUUCAUGGCCUCCAUGCAUGCUGCUAACAAGUUCUUGCUGAAUCCCAAGAACAAAGCGUGCUCCAUCCAGGCGCUUGCCAAGCAAUUGGGUGUCUCACAGGCGGUUGCCAUAGAGGAAUAUGCCUCUGCAACCAACCCAGUGUCUGGAGAGAUUUCUCCGCCACUCAACGACUUUACCGUCAACCAGACUGGCAUCAUGAACGACGUCAAUAUUAGGAACAAAUUUGGCGGCUUCAAAGUUCCAUCAGACUUCAACUUUACUGCAGCUUUGGUUCCGGGCACUGGCAAGCUCAUCGAUUAUUCUGUCAAGGCUGCUGCCAUCGCCGAGUACUACAAGCACCCUUUAAACGGCAACUGCACCACUCCUUGCUAGCAAUAAACUGGGAAACCGAAGGUCGCUUGAUUCACUCGUAUGUUAAUAUUUUCAUUAUAUAGAGAAAUUAUACAGUUACACAAGGACAAGUAACGUUUCGCCCAAACAUCUACU